Messenger RNA from Phaeodactylum tricornutum CCAP 1055/1, 1485 nucleotides. RefSeq lists its product with no specific name. Lineage: Eukaryota; Bacillariophyta; Bacillariophyceae; Surirellales; Neidiaceae. Bases 197 to 1096 code for a protein of 299 amino acids. The transcript is spliced from 2 exons. The record is from RefSeq and is a predicted model, not a curated record.
CAUUCACCCUCAGACGCCUGCGCCAAGACCAUUUCUGUAUGUAAUGGAUCACGAUGACAUUUGCACGAUCUUGGUUGGGCCACAAGCAAGAUGUGGGCUUUCAUUCGAGUAAAUUUAAAGUCCACUCCCUUUUUACAAUCAAUUCACACUCUGAAGGAUUGCGUUGAACGUAAUCCAGUUAGUGCUACAAUCAUUGAUGUUGACAAGAAUUUGGUUGAAAGACGGUACCAUGCAGGACGAAGACGAAACAAGUACAACGGAGCCUUUGCCGUAUGAUUCGCUUGAUGGAAAAAUCGAUAGCACAACCAUGGACCCAUCCAUCAAUUCAGCAGACAUUCUUUGUGGAAGAGGGAAGACUUCGUUCAACCAUGUGGGAAAUCGUCAAUUUAGAGAUAGUGUGACAAAUUCCUUGAGAGCGUACAUGGACGCGGACAACAGAUUCGAAAAGUCCAUGGUCGUACACAGAAUUGUUGACAACAUUCAUUCUGCGGGUGGUAGAUUUCUCAAAAAGGAUUAUUCAUCAAGUCAAUGGUUCGAACUCUCGGACCAGCAAGCAAAGGAGAAAGUAGGACACGCAAUUCGUGAUGCAGUAAAUGCGUACGAGAGUAAAGUGAAAGGGAAGCAGCAAAAGGGAAAGGAUCUAUCACCUGGCGGCAAACCGUUUCAUCAGGAUCUUGAUUAUACUGACAGAAGUCUAGUUGCGCAACACACCAUGUCGCUGAGGGAUUCCUACCUGACUCACUACCCGAUCAACAUUCCGUUGCAGCAGACCGCCGAUCGACCGUCGUUCCCAUAUUUAUCUUCGCAGCCUCAGUCGUUUCAGCUUCCACAGUCCCAACCAGCAAUGAAAGCUGCACAUCAAAAUUAUUCUAUGAAGCACAGACGGAUGCUAGACGCUUUGCCUGUAGAGGUUAUUUUCGACGAAGCGAGUUCCAAAAAUGUUUCUUCUACAAGGGUCAAACCUUCUACCGAUGAUGGGCAUGACGAGUUUGUUGCCCGUAUCAAUGCCGUUUUGGGCCCGCUUCCACAAGACGCUAACGAUCCAAUGGAGCCGCUUCUUGACAAACAAUAUCAUGGCCGAGAUCGACGACUAUAACUAGCGGAUCUAUUUCGACUCCUGAAGUGUAAAACUCGUCCUGAAAAUAAUGGGCAGCAUCGCAUAUGCUACCAACUUGUAAGGCAACCGACGAUGACUAAGACCGAUUCGUUGCACACUCAAUUGCGAUCCUGCGUCCUGCCUGCCCCGUUUGCGAAAAACGCAGAUCGUUUUUUUCUCUCUUCCAAAUAGACACGCUGUGAGGUCGAAUCGGUAGCAGUAGCAAAUGCAGAGGGAUCCGAUAACUAGUUUGCUAUACCACCAACCCACGUGUGCUCGCAGAAACAAAGACAGUUCAAUCAUUUACUGUUGAAAACGUGCGUAGCCCUAUUUGACUGGAGACAACUCCCCAGGAUCAUGCUGACAGUCACCAUAGAUACCUCUCGGUC